GGUGAAAAAUAUGGUUAAUUUCUUCUGCAUCCGAAAUACAAACUCAAAAAUUCUUCUAGAAAAUAAAUGAAUAUGUUUGAAUGUGAAAGACUAGGUUUUCUGAACACAUUUGCGUGUUUUGUGUUUGUCAUUUGCUUGUGUUUUGCCGAAGAGCAGGCGUCGACAGCGGAUUCUGACUAUGCACAGUCAGGUCACUCUAGUGAGCAUGUCGAGGAGUCAAAUCCUAAUUGGGUCGAUCCUGCAGAUUUGUUAUCGUCCGAUUUCUCAUCUUUUCCUGUGACGGAUAAGAGGGAUGUGCGAAAACAAGAGUCUACAACAACACUCUCCCUAAAAAAUUAUGACAAUCACAAUAUCAAUGAACAACAGAACUGUGAAUUAUCAUAUUUUAAGCAACUGACUCGGCAUAUUAUGGAACGGUUUCAAACACCUGGAAAACACUAUUCCAUCAAAAUACAACUGUCAAAAGAUGACUUGAAGAUGUUACAGGAAUUCAAAGAAAAUGACAAGAAAGGGGAGAGAAUUUCAGAUGUAUUCAAACUUUUUCUUGACAUUUUUAAUCAAAAACAUGAGGAUGAAAAGAUUGAGCACAUUUUAUUUAGUCGUAUUUGGGCAUUUGUGGAGUACCACAAGGAUGUUUUUGCUGUUUUUUUUAUAAUCUUUGCUCUGAUCUCCAUUUUAUUCAUAUUUGAAACUCGUACUUCUAUGCCUUGGUAUCAACAGGGCUGGUAUCUAUUUGGAUUGUUGUUCAUGAUUAGUAUACCAUGGGAAUGGUUUAGAUUGUAUCGUAAACAAUUUGCUGAAAAACAAGCUGACCUUAUCAAACAUAUUCCCAAACAUUGUGCUCCAGAAAUCAUGUCAAUUGCUGAAAGAAUAUCUUUAUGGAUGACUGGUCUAUUCGCUUGGAGGGAUGAUGAUUGCAUUAAAUACCAAGAAGCAAUUUUAGUUGAUCCAGUGUGGGAAGUCUCACCAUCGCUGGCCCUUUCGAUCACGGCUACCCGUUUAUUUUUUAAACCUUUGGAGUAUGUUGCUGACUCAUGUGGCAGAAGUUUGAAAGCUUUUUUCAUCCACAUUCCAACUGUGUGGCAGCCGAUCAUGGUCAUUCUGAUGACAAUUUUUUUACUGUUGUUCAUUUUGUUAAUGACUAAAUCUCGAAUUAAGUUCGCUUUCUUUGAAAUUGGUCCCGCUACAACACAGGCGAAAAGACUGGAAAGGCAAGAGAUCGAUGCUUUAAAACAUUGUAUUCGUCAAGAAAUAUGUGACGUUCUUAAACGAAAAGUUGACGUUUUUGAUCGAAAAGAUCGAUUAAACAAUUUGGAAGAAUCGCCACGACUCAGCAGCAGUGUGGAAGAGGAACGAGUUGAUCACCGGAAAAUUACUGGUGGGGUGCAAGAAUAUGACAUACCUCAUACAUAGAAAUGAUAGAAU
Dendronephthya gigantea is the source of this 1425-nucleotide messenger RNA. RefSeq names its product chloride channel CLIC-like protein 1. Gene Ontology annotation, cellular component: endoplasmic reticulum; membrane. The transcript is spliced from 3 exons. Gene Ontology annotation, molecular function: chloride channel activity. Bases 67 to 1413 code for a protein of 448 amino acids. Lineage: Eukaryota; Metazoa; Cnidaria; Anthozoa; Malacalcyonacea; Nephtheidae. The record is from RefSeq and is a predicted model, not a curated record.